Molecule: messenger RNA, 5494 nt
Organism: Leptopilina boulardi
Lineage: Eukaryota; Metazoa; Arthropoda; Insecta; Hymenoptera; Figitidae
Product: putative mediator of RNA polymerase II transcription subunit 26
Exons: 15
Coding region: 957-4259 (1100 amino acids)
Molecular function (GO): protein binding
Source: RefSeq, a predicted model, not a curated record
GGAAAGUCUUUCAGUAUGGCCAAGAGGCUCACCAAGUGGGCAGUCUCUUCUGUGAAUACGUAGACAACAAACUAUUCAACUUGUCGCUCCAUUCAAACAAAUUCCUACAAAUUAGAUUUUACUAUCUCUAAUCAUGCCAAUUAUAUGUAGUAUACAAUAUAUUAUAAAUAAAUAGAAGUACGUGUCUUAAAAUGUCAACAAACUUGACACUCAAUUCAUUGAAUGUAUAUCAUAUUAUUAUACAAAUAUAUUGAAUUAGUUUUAAUAAAUAAUUAAAGUAUAUUAAUUAAAAAAAAAACUAUAAUAAUAGAACAUUUUAAUUGGAGCGACUUAAUAAAUUAAAUAUUGUGACAAUAUUAAUUAGAACUGAAUUAAAAUUUCACCAAAUGAAAAACUUUGGACAUGUGUAAAAUAAAAAACAAACCGUGUUAAAAUAGUUCAGAAAAAUACUAUUAGAAAGUGAUUUUAUUUAAAAUUCAGUGAUGAAACCAAUGAAAGUUUUGAUUUUUGAAAUGUGAUAUAAAAAAGAAUGUUGAUGGAACGGAAAAUACCUCUAGCUAGGAAAAUAUGAGAAAAAAAAGUGCUUCAAAUAUAUAGUGAACAAAGUGCGCGGUGAAGAGAAGUAAAGCCAUGUAUAUAUAUAUCUAUAUAUGACUCAGAGAAAAAUGUAGAAUCAAGUUCUCUCAACGUGUGUAUAAUAAAAAUCGUGGAAUCUUUUUGUGUAUAAUAAAAAAAAGAAUUCGUAUUAUUUCCGGUGUGUGAUUUGCAUAAUUAUUUUUCGGUGUGUGAUCAUCUUUUUUUUGGAAUUAUCCUAUUUCCAUAAAUAAUUAUUAUUAUAUUUCUAUAAUAUGUAGAGAAAUUGAAAUAAUAAUAAAUAAUAUAUUAUCGACAGAAACUCAUUGCGGGAAUUUAUAUUUUCGCAUUAAAAUUUAAAAAACAAAAAAAAAAACUAGAAAAUGGUUAGUCAACACGCAAUGGCUACCACUGUUCGCAAAGUCAAACAGGGAAACAGAUUAAGGAAACUAAAUCAAAAUCAAGAUGAGGAGGAAUAUUAUAAGCCGGUGCCUCCACCAAAACCGGUGUCGAAUAAUCAGAAGAAUAAUCAAAACUUUCAUCAUCAGCAUCAACAUCAAACGAUAGUUGAAUCGUACCCACAGGUGACUUCCGGUCAAUCGGGGGAGGAUACGCUUGUUCGUAAUUCCGUACAAACUCCUGCCCCAGAAUACAGGAUGCCACCUUUAUAUGGCGAUGAGCAGAGUUCAAAUCAGGCUCAACAAGCAUCCAAUCUUCAGACGCAUAGUAGUAAAUUUCCGAUUGAACGUGAAGUUGUUCUUUCAUCAGGAGACAAGAACUCGAAAAUUCCAAUUCUUCACGAGUACAAGCAAAGAAGUGCCGGAAGGGCGGCAAUCGCACCGGAUGCACCAAUCAGCCAACAGGCUUGGGUUCAGGAGGGAAAUCAGAUGCAGGAACUGAGACAAGAAAGUCAGAGAAACUACCAAUCUCCAGAAACCUACUCUUCCACGGCUACAGGUGCUGUUCCUCGAACGACUAAAGUCGAUGAGGAAAAGACCAAGACCCUAUCAAAAACUUAUCACACCAUCAAGGAUAUGAUCUCAAGUCGAUUUGGUCCAAAUCGAAAAGAAGUUGAUCCAGAACCCGAAGCAAGUUUAAAUAAUGUGACGGAGGAAUUGAGAAAAUCGACACGUGAUAUUGAAGAGGACGAGAUCAAGAAGAAGGACGGUAUUUAUGGAAAACCUCGAGCACAAGACUCCACACUCAAUAUGCAACAACAGUAUUCAAAAAAUUCCUAUGGCCAAUAUGGACACUCUUAUGGUUACCAAGGUGGACAACAAACGGUUCCACUACCAGGACAACUUCAGUCUCCGUCUCAAAUUCAACCGAGUUUGCCGGGACAAAGUGCACAACUUCAUGUGACUCAUCAUACACCACCAGGAGGAGUUCAAAUGGCUCAUCAAACACAAAUAUCUGGUUUUGUUCAAUCCACAAAUGCUGGACAACCGGUUCAAAAUGUAAACAGGGAAUACGUGGUACAAGGAACUGGUGGUAUGAAUCAGAAUCAUGGCUUGCCAGUGAUGAAAGUCGGUCUAUUGCUACAGCAAUCAUCAAAUGCGCAUCAGUCAUCGCAUCAAAGUUACCAAAGUCCUCAGCAGCUACUGCAUCAGAGUCAACAUCACCAAAGUCCACGAUUCGCUCAACAGCAUGCUCAAAAUAUGCAUCAGCGUCAGUUAAUUCAACAGAUGCAUCAACAACAACAACAGCAGCAGCAGCAGCAGCAGCUUGCUGGUGGACAACAAACAAAUUCUCAUGCUUUAAGAACACAAAACAGUCACUUUCCAGGAAAUGUUUCUUAUCAGCAAUUUCAGCAGGCUAGACAACCUAUGUCCAGAUCUCAGAUAGACUUACCGAGUACCUCUAGACAAACUCAGGAUCUCCGAGUGUCCGGACAGGAAAUUUACUAUCACUACGCUCAAGGAAGACCCAGGUAUGGAGUGCCUCAAGUUUACAUGAAGCCCGAAACGCCAAAUCAGGAGGUUGAAUACCAAAGGCAAAACACCACCAAGGGAAUUGAGAAAGCUGCCUCUCAACCACAUUUAUCAUUUGAAGAAGAACGACUUGGUAAUAAUGAGAGCUUCACUCAACGCAACAAUAAUUCCACCGAACCAAUGAAAAUCAGUGCCUCUGUAGAUCCAUUGGACAAGGAGAAAUAUGAAAUCACCGUCGAGGAACAUCAAAUGGAUUUCGGUAGAAGUGGAUCACAGAGAAAAGAUGAAUAUCGACCUGAGACAAGUUUUGGAAUACGUCGUGAAGAGGCGCGAUCAUCAAAAAGAGAACAGGAUCAUCAUCAUCAUCAUAAUAAUAAUAAACAACAAGAUGCUCAAAAUUCUAAUCAAACAUUAUCAGUACAAAAACGAAUAGAGGAACUUCAAAAGAAAAAUGAACAAGACGGUAUUUAUACAGCGAAACUUUCUAAAGAGGGCAGUGAAAAUGAAGAUAUAAUUCGAAAUUCGGGACAAAAAAUGGAUAUUACAAAAAGAAUGGAAAAUUCACAAAUUAUUAAUAAUAAGGAGAAUUAUAUGAAAAAUGAAACAAGAAAUAAGGAUGAUAUUGAACAUGGAAUUGCAAGAAUGAAAAUUCAGGGUCAAGGUUCAGGUUCUGAUUACGAUAAGGCAGGUCAGAGUUCAUCAAAUGUGGAUUCUGGCAGAGGAUCUGCUGUUUAUUCAAGCGGAAGACGACCACCUCCCGAGAAUCAAGGACACGCUCAAGGUCAAGAUUCUGAGUGGGUGGAUAUUGUGGAAUCAGAAUUGAGAAGCAUUUUGGAGCCAAGAGAUGUUCCGGCAAUGGCGCACUCCACUUUAUCCGAAAGUGUGUCGUCUGUAACACCUCCCUUGCCUCCUUUAUCGCCCCAUGGCAGUCCUAGAACUCCACGAAAUAGAUAUUCAGCAAGCUUACCGUAUGGAUCAAAGCCAAACUACAAUGAAUAUAGUAAAGGAUGUGACAAAAGAAACUACCCGAGCUCCUCUAAGCAUCGUGGUGCUUCAACUUCAAAGAAAGAUUCUACGAAAAAGUUCUCUCAUUUAUUCGGUGUGGAAGCCGCGGAUUUAACAUCAACAACAACCGGGCUCGAUUUAGAUUCGAUGCUAGACAGAAGUGAUUCUGACCUGAGUACAAAUGAUGCAAGGACAAUAAGAAAACAAUUGGAGGGUCUGGAAAAUAUGUAUAGCGAAGUUUUAAAAUUACUUGGCGGAAGUGUGAAGAAAAAGCGAAAAUCAAGAGGACUCACCAGUUACGGCUCAGUUUCUUCUCUUCCAACUUCAUCAGUUUCUUCCAGACCAGUGACAAGGCAUCACGACAAACGAAGAUCACACGCUAUGGAUGACAGAAUGAAAAAAGUUAAAGAUAUUAAAAGUAUCAAUAAACGCUUUCAAAGGCUAGAAUCUCACGUGGUGACUCUGGCAAGAUCCGUAGCGCAUCUGAGUUCUGAGAUGAGAACACAGCAUUUAAUGAUGCAGGAAAUGGAAAACAUUAGGGGUGAAAUUGCGGCUUUAAGAACUCAAACGAGCAUGGCAAUGGUGAGAUCACAGUCUCAGCCUCUCAUCAAGGAUUCGGAAUUGCCAGCCCUCUCGAAUCCUUCAAGGGUGAAAAAGCUCACCAAGUUUUUUGGAACAGAACCGCCACUCAUCAGGCUUUUUCUCCGGGAACUAGGAAAUACGCCGGCGCCUUCGAGAAAGAAAGAGUAGGAAUGGUUGAAUUACCCUACUUGAGCGAAGAAAGGCUGCAAAAGAUGGGUGUCCCAUUGGGACCAAGACUGAGAAUUUUGCAAGAAGCGAGGAUAUCCGUACUGAAAGAUCCAGUGUACGUGGUGUAACCAUGUACCAAAAAAAGACAAAAAAUAAAUAAAUAGAAAAAAGAAUGUCAAAAGGAACUUUUAUAUAGAGAAGUGUCCAGAGAACGAGAGAGAAAGAACAGUGAAAAUAAAGCGCCUUUUUUAUAUUCAAACUGUCUUCCUGUGUUCAACUUCUCUCGAGUAGAAAAGAAAAGUGAAUUUGCCGGAAAACUUAAUCAAAAAAAAAAAAAAAAGAAAAAAAAAGACUUUACAACUUUAUAAACUAAGUGCUAUUUAAAAUGUUAAAUAUCACAAAUAGUUCAAAUAUGUCUUCGCUCAGUUAUCAAACUCUUGUUCAUUUUCUUUAGCAAAAAAUAUUUUCCUAAUUUAAUUAAUUAAUUAAUUAAUUAUAAAUUACAUUAUAAUUUCUUUAAAAAUAUCAUUUUCAUUUCAUUUUUUUUUCUUUUGAGAAACAUUUAAGAAAUAGAAUUCAAAAUUUUUAUUUAAUUUAAUAAUUAUAAUGAUAUUUAUAAUUAAUUAAUUAUUGAUAUCUUCUAAUAGAAUGAAAAUGUAAAAAGUUUCAACAAAAAACCAAGGAUUAAUAGAUAAAGCAUAAAUGAAAUUCAAGAGCGCCUUUGCCAAAGAGCGAUAUGUUUUUGUUGUUAUAUUAAUCGAUUGUUGAAAAAUAUAAUUUGUCUUAUUAUGUAUUAAAAUAGACAAUGUAAAAUGCUGAUUUUUUUUGACAAAAAGCAAAAAAAAACAAAAAACAAAAAAUGUACUUUCUUGAAUAAUGCCAAAUAAUUUCCGACAAGUUAUUUCCUUUUUUGAUAUGAAAUUCUUUUCAAAUGUACAGUGCAAAAAAAAAAUCAUUAUCAAUCGUGAUAGGAAAUAUUUUUUUUUUUUUUUAAUUAUAUUGUUGCGUUGUUUACAUUCAUAUUUAAAGAACAAAUAGUACCGCUAAAUACUCAUAUAAUAUAAGUUUUUCAAAAUCCUACUUUGUAAUAUAUUAAAUUCGUAGGAUGAGGUUUUUUUUUCUUUAUAAUUCUACAAAAAAAAAAAUUAAUCCUAAAAUAUAUGAUUAAUUUGCAUAAAAUAUGAAAAUAAUGAUAAAUGAAAUUAAAAAUACCAAUUAUAAUUAGUAUUUUUGUU